AUGUCUUGCUCGGCCAAACGAUGUUUACCUUUCUUCAAAACCCUGAAACAGAUCAAGAACUUCACAUGGACAGCAGAAUGCCAGCAGGCGUUCAAGGAAUUGAAAAGCUUCCUAUCCUCACCCCCACUUUUGGCGAGACCAGAUCCGGGCGACUUGUUAUAUUUAUACAUCUCUUGCUCUGACGAAACAAUAGCAGGAGUAUUGGUAUCGGAAAAAGGAGGAGAACAAUACCCGAUCUACUACAUUAGCAAAGUGCUCAGAGAUGCGGAGCUAAGAUACCCAAAGUUGGAAAAGCUGGCGCUAUGUGUAUACACCGCCACCAUCAAGCUCCGACAUUACUUCGAAGGACACCAAGUCAUUGUACGGGCCGACCAACCAUUACGAAAAAUCCUCCAGAAGGCGGAGACAAGUGGACGCAUAGCAGAAUGGGCUGUCAAAAUAGGAAGCUUGGGCGUUAUCUAUGAAGCUCGAAAAGCACCGAAAGCUCAAGAACUAGCCGACUUCUUCGCAGAAUUAACAUUCAAGGAACCCAUGGAGGACAAAACGACUCCCUGGGAGAUACACGUCGAUGGAGCAGUUUGCGGAGAAGGAGCGGGUAUCGGAGUCGUGCUCAAAGGACCAGGGAGAGUCCAAAUGGAAUACUCAGCAAGACUCGAAUUUCCAGCUUCCAACAAUGUUGCGGAAUAUGAGGCGCUGAUAACAGGGUUGCAAUUGUGCGAAGAACUCAAUAUCUCCGAAGUCCAGAUCUAUAGUGAUUCACAACUGGUCGUGAACCAAGUCUCAGGGAACUUCGAAGUAAAAGAAGCUACACUGAAGAAAUACGCCAAGCAAGCCAAAACCUUCUUUGCCAAUAAUGGGCGAUCUUGGUCGUUACAGCAAAUACCUAGAGCAAUGAAUGGAAGAUCAGACGAAUUGGCAAAGUGGGCAGCAACAAAGAAUUACGAUUCAAUGAGAAACGUCCCUCAUGAAAUCAAACGACAGCCUAGCUUCCAAGAAGAAAUUGAAGAAGGCGAAGUACUGAUGGUAGAAGGAGAAGAAACCUGGAUGACCCCCCUCACAGCAUACUUGGCUAAUGGAAUACUCCCUGAGGAUAGAAAGGAAGCCAAAAGAAUAGUGAUACUAUCAUCAAAGUUCGGAAUAUACAAUGGCCAGAUGUACAAACGGUCAUUCACCCAUCCCUGGCUAAGAUGUGUGAACAAAGAAGAAGGAGAGUACAUCAUGAAAGAAUUACAUGAGGGGACCUGCGGAGCACAUGACGGAGCAUCAACACUGGUCAGGAAAGCCCUGUUACAAGGCUAUUAUUGGCCCACGAUGAAAGAACAAGCUACAACGCUAGUAAGAGGAUGCUGGCCUUGCCAGCAACAUGCUUUGGUACCAAGAAAGCAAGCUUCAGAAAUGAAACCGAUCGGCAGUGCGUGGCCCUUCGCCCAGUGGAAUAUGGAUAUCCUAGGACCUCUCCCUUUGGCUACAGGACAACGGAAGUUCUUGGUAGUGGCAAUCGACCACUUCACUAAGUGGAUAGAAGCAGAACCACUGGCGAAAAUCACCCAGCAACGCAUAACUAACUUUUUCUUUAGAUCUAUCUUGUGCAGGUUUGGAAUACCGAAGGUGCUAAUCACAGACAAUGGAAAGCAGUUCGACUCAGCGAAAUUCAGAAAGUUCUGUGCCGAAUAUCAAAUCAAUUUGAGGUUCACCUCGGUUUAUCAUCCACAAUCAAAUGGGCAAACCGAAGUGGCCAACAGGAUUCUACUGGCCGGACUAAAAAGAAGAUUAGACGAAUACAAAGGAAGAUGGGUAGAAGAACUCUACAGCGUCCUAUGGAACUACCGUACCACCCCUAGGGAAUCAACGGGCGAAACUCCAUUCGCCCUAGCUUAUGGAACGGAGGCUGUAAUUCCUGUAGAGAUUGGCGCACCCACACCAAGGACAGAGGACAACCAGCUAAACCUAGAAGAAAACGAAGAAGAGCUCAGGAACAAUCUGGAUCUCCUGGUUGAAAAAAUCAACAGAUCAGAUAUCAGGAUGGAAGCCUACAGACAAAAAAUGGCCAAACAUUUCAACAGCCAUGUAAAGAAAAGAAAAUUCAAACUAGGCGACCUCGUCAUGCGGAAGACCGAAGUCAAAAAAGGAGAAGCAGGAAGCGGAAAACUGCAGCCAAACUGGGAAGGACCUUACACCAUCAGCGAGGUCAUUAAGGAAGGAACAUUUAAGCUCACUAACUCCAUGGGAAGAAUCAUACCAAGGACAUGGAACGCCAACAACUUGAGGAAAAUUUAG
Mercurialis annua (annual mercury) is the source of this 2277-nucleotide messenger RNA. RefSeq lists its product as uncharacterized. NCBI's taxonomy places the organism in Eukaryota, Viridiplantae, Streptophyta, Magnoliopsida, Malpighiales, Euphorbiaceae. Gene Ontology annotation, molecular function: nucleic acid binding; RNA-DNA hybrid ribonuclease activity. Bases 1 to 2277 code for a protein of 758 amino acids. The transcript has a single exon. Gene Ontology annotation, biological process: DNA integration. The record is from RefSeq and is a predicted model, not a curated record.